Lactuca saligna is the source of this 852-nucleotide messenger RNA. The record is from the annotation of a GenBank genome assembly. Lineage: Eukaryota; Viridiplantae; Streptophyta; Magnoliopsida; Asterales; Asteraceae.
AUGGAUGCGAUAGGGGUUAGCAAAGCUCCUUAUUUCUUCUCUACCAGGUGUUGUAUUUGCCUGAGAGUGAGAGUUAGCAGAGGUAGGAACCGCUGUGAAGCUUUCCGCUCCAAAACCCCAACUGGUGGUGCCGCCUUCAGCCGCUUGCUUGUUCUGGUGCCCAUUGUUUCUUGUUCUAAAGAUUUGGAUUUGUUUCUUGUUCUGGUGCCUUCAGCCGCUUGCUUGUUCAAGAGUCUUGACAAAAGUUGUUUAGGUCCUUUGAGGAAAGCUUAUUGCAGCUCUCUUAAUCUACUUUUAAGGCAUGAGGCACGUGAAUUUGCUAAUGAGCUUAGAGCAAUUACAAAAGCAUCAAGAAAUCCAACUGUUUUGCUCGAAGAUACUUCCACUGCUUCGAUUUAUUUCCUUCACAUAGUUCCUUUUUUUUCACACUUCAUGUGCUUUGGAGUUUCUGCACUCGCUCAACCAGGAAGUCCUGCAAAUGGCAAUAAAACACACGAGGACGAUUUAGGCAUUAUGGAGAUCGAUGAUAAUGAUGACGACGACAACAACAACAACAAAAGACUCAUCACAUGCAUGACACAAGGAACUACUAGUCUUCUUAGUAAUACAGUUUAUGGCAUAAGUGAAGCUGCCACCCAAGAUCAAGUUCCAGAGAAUGGUGUCAAAGGAAUUUCUAAGGAUAAACCACUGUAUGCUUUUGAUCAGUGGGAGGCUUUGCUCUCCUUGAAGAAGAGUGGCAAAAUUGAUGAAUUAUUAUUACAAGAUCCACCAAGAGCAGGAAAAACACAAACAAUUCUUGGGCUUCUUAGUGCCAUAUUACAAACCAGCUGGGUAACAAUCUUGUUGAAAUGA